Closterium sp. NIES-65 is the source of this 6477-nucleotide messenger RNA. NCBI's taxonomy places the organism in Eukaryota, Viridiplantae, Streptophyta, Zygnematophyceae, Desmidiales, Closteriaceae. The record is from the annotation of a GenBank genome assembly.
AUGAAGGGUAGUAAAAAGCCGGCUGGAGGAGCAAAGCAAACCGAGAAGCAGGAUGGCAAGAAGAAAACAAAGGCUGCUCUUCCGCAAACGGCGACUCAGAAGCCUGCUGAGAAUAAGAAAUUGGCGUCAGCGCUUGCAUCGCAUCUGCAGAGCUUGUACAAGGGAGAAGGGGUGCUGGUGGUAGAGGACGACAAACGCAUCAUUUUCUACUGCACUCUGUGCGACGUAUGGGCUUACCAUGACGCGAGCCUGAUCGACCAUAUACAUGGGAAGAAGCACAAGCGGAAACAGGCGGAAGCCACACCGAUCACCUCACCACCGUCCAGCGUCACUGGAAGUCCCCCUUGGGAGAGAACUUCCAAGUUGACGCCACCGUGGAAGCUCGUUGGGGAAGGGAAAAACUCCGCCGUGUCUCCUUCCUCCAAGCGUAAAGCGCCUCAUACGAGUGAUGCCUCUAAGUCUGCUGCUGGCGGCUCCAAGCGCCAGAGAAAAGCCAAUGGUCAAGAUGUUGCAGUCACACCGGACGGUGAGGCGGAUGCACGUGACGUUGUUCCAGAAACAGCAGCAGAAGAAGAAUCGGAUGAGCCAAGCCGACCUGAGGACUUCGCCCUGGCAUUGUUCAAGUUCACGAACCUGAUUGGUCGCCGAGGGAAGUGGGAGAAGCAGCUGUUGAAGUGGUCCGAUGGCGGUCCUGGUGAGAAGCACAGUCAGAAGGAGGAGCUACCACUGCUGGCAGAUGUCCCCGCCGAGCAUCCAGGGGAGCUCAAGAAGCAACCGGAAGAGGCCAGCGACAAGGAUGUUCCACGAGAUGACGAUGAUGGUAACAAAGAGAAAGAACUGAAAGGCACGUCUGGUGCUGAGCCACAGUGCACAGAAGAGCCAAUUGAAGUUAAUGCGGAUGUGGAAGAAGCACGUGGAGCUCGCACUGCCGACGACUCUACUCCCGCGCCUGAGCUGCAUGAGGCGGUUGCUGGUAGAACUGAAGACGAAGCGACUGAGAAUGCAGCUGCACCUGCGGUUCCAGUGCCAGAAGCAGCAGCAGGGGUUGACGCCUCUGGAGAUGCCACAGCACCGGCUGCAGUGCCAGCUAAGAGACGGAAAGGAACUCUGGGAGCUGGUGCAGGGGCAUCUGCAACGAGAGUGUGCUUUCUGUGCCAGCUGCCCAUGAUGGAAGGGCAGGUGGUUGGAGCCCUGUGGAAUGCACGCUUGAAACAAUUUGCCUGCAGCAGCAGGAACCGACACAAGAAGUUCCACAUAUUCCACUCGCACUGCAUAGCGGACUGGGUGGUCUUCUGCUCUGCGGUCGCCAGCACCAGUGUGCCGCCCGCCCUCUGCUGCCCGCUCGAGGCUGACGUGGCGCACCUCCUCUCCUCCAUGCACCGCCACCAAAAGGCACACGCGCCGUCCCUGGGGCCAAGCCGCCAGGCCAGUGGCGCUGCCACACCUGCUGCCGCUGCUGCUGCUGGCAGAGUCACAGGGGCUGCAGCAGCUGCUGCUACUGCUGCUGAGGCUGGCGGUAGUGCUCCUGUGUCUGCCAGUGCUGCUGCUGAAGCGAAUGCGAAUAACCAGCCUGGAGAUGCUCCUCAGUCUAAUGGGGCUGAGCGUGUGGGGCCGGGUGGGGAUGCUGAUGGCAGCAGUGCUAGCAGUGACGAGAAUCAUUCCGACGCGUGGGCGUGGGCUGGCAUCCCAGACGCAAUUCACUCCUCUGCCACCGCUGCUGCUGUUGCAACCUCUGCCCUGGCUGCUGCUGCUGCCACAGGGCCAGUGUCCAGUGAAGAUGCAGCAGUGGUGGCCAUCGUGGCAACAGCUGCUGCGUCGGCUGCUGCGUCCCUGAUGGCUCCACCUCCUGCUCCUCCUGCCUCUGCAUCUGCUAUGUCACAUCUUCUGGGCAAGCGCAGCUCAGCUGACACCGUGGCACAGCAGCCAGGCAAGGCGAAGAGAGGCGUGCCCUCAGCAGUGCCGGCAUCAGCGCCUGUAGCAGCGUCUGGAGCAGCUGGAGCUGCCAGCAAGGGCGUGCCAGGCAAAGGGGCAGAAUCAGAGGCAGCAGUGUCAGUAGGAACAGGAGGAACAGCAGUGCCAGCAACGCCAGCUGCUCCUGAGGGCGCAGAGGCGCUGGAGGGAGUAAAGCUGUUGCCGCUGACUGAGGUGUUCUGUCCGGAGUGCCAGGGCACAGGGCGGUAUGGCCCUCAAAACGCCCUGGAGCACCCCCGCUACCGCCUUGCUCAGGUGUUUGACUGGAUUGUGGCCAUGAUGGUGGCGCGGCACAAGGCAACCCUUGCACUGAAAGGAAGCACGGCGAGCAGUGGAGAGCAGGAGGAGGACGGUGGUGCAGGGAGGACGGCAGAAGUGGGUGCGGCAGACAAGGGAUAUCCCAUUAUGGCAGACGCUGAGGGGUCACCAGAGGGCUGCGAGAAGGCACCAAAGGGGGCCGAGGGAGCAUCAGAAGGCGGGGAAAAGACACCAAAGGGCAGGGAGAAUGUGGAGAGGUCAGGUGGCAUGGAGGCGGAUAAGGGCUUGUGUGAUGAGAGGGAGGUGACAGCAGCCGAGGCUGCUCAUCCCCCUCCUGCAGCCAGUCCCUCUCAGGCGGCUCACAGUGCAGCAGUCACUGGGGGAUCCCUUCCAGGGAAUGAAGCAGGCAUGCAGGAUACGGGUGCUGGCAGCAGCAUGGGCGUGGUUGCUGGCAGCACGCUGGCCAGCAAUCCUGUGGAGAGUGCAGCAGAGAAGGGGUCAGAAGGGUGCCGUCUGCGUUUCGCGGACCAAAAUGUACAGAAGCCAUUCUGCACCGAGUCCUCUCCUCCCUACAUCUGCAACCCUACAUCUCCCUUCAUCUGCUUCUGCCUGCCCACCCGUCCCUAUGCCAGGCAGCAGACACUGCUUUCCACAACCUCAGGGUGCUUCCAGCUGAGUGUCUCUCUCCGCGCUCCUCCCCAAACCUUCCGUGAUACCGACCGUGGUGUUAGCAUGGCGACCAGUAGGAUAGCACUACCUGCGACUGAAUUCCCCCUCCACGUGCCAGUGGGCGUCGGUGGGUACGGGGUGACGCUUGAGAUGAAGGACUACGAAGCCCUUCGCGACGAGAAGGCCGAGUUCACAGAACCUUGCUUCGACCUCGGCCUCGCGUACGAGCUCGAUCGUCUGGGAAAAGGCGACAGCAUGAUCCUGAUCCGCGGUGCGAGUCUUCGCGCCGCCAGGACGGCGUCGAAGGCGGACUAUCUGGUUUUCGGGUCGGCCUUCGGCUUCGAAGCCCUCGCCAUCCCCCUGUGCACCGGGGGCGGACCUCUUCCCGGCAGGCACUGCAGCGUCCUGCUUGUUGUGCGCCCUGGCGACCUGCUUUUGCCCGACGAGGAGGAGAUCGGGACGUUCUACCGCCACCUCGACCCCAAGACCUCCUCCAAGCGGCACGAGGAGGAGGCGGCCAACGUUAUGAGGUUUUUCGCCGAGUGCGCGAAGGCGGAGUUGAACCGUGAGGGAAGGCAGUGGACGGCUGCGCCUCCUUCCGCCGAAAUCCUCUCCGAACGUCUGGAGAGUCUUGCCGCCCCCAUCCGUGAUGUGAGUUUCCAACGUCCAUGUCGCCUUGUCGCCUGGGCUAUCGUCGUCGAGGCGUCGACUCACCCUUUUCGUCGUCGCCAUGUGCUUCGGAUGUUGAUGCAGAAAUUGCCCGACAUCCUCAAGGAGGAGGUCGCCGGCUCGGGGCUGUUGGCGGUCAACGCGUUCGCGUGGUCUUUGGAGCAUCUCGACGACGUGUUUCGCAGCUACGAUCCGCUCAUCGUCGAGAACCCGAAGAUGGUCGGCUUGAAGGCGCUCCGACUGGAGCUGCUGCACCACGCGGAGAAGGCCGCGUCGAACAGAGGGGAGGCGGCGUCGACCGUGGCCCGUGGCGUCGAAACCGGCAUCGCUAUGGGUGGGGAGGAGGAGCACGAGAGGGAGGACGUUGAGGGGGGCGGGGAGCACGACGGUGGCUCGGAAGAAGAGGAGGAGGACGUGGAGCGUGAGGAGGACGACGUGGUUGUCACCGGCGAAGAGGAGGCAGUGCAGUUCGCCGGUGAGAAGGUUGCGGAUAUGGGCGGCGGCAGCGGACCCAAGUUGGGCAAGAAGGCCCGGGGCAGCAGUGGCUCGACCCCGCCUAGGAUGGCGUCAAAGGCGGCUAUCGAGCGUCUGAAGGCGGCGGAGAGGGAGAUCAAGAAGCUGAGGGAGGAGAAGCUGGUGGCGGAAAAGAGGCUGGAGUUCCAAACGGCCCGGAAUGACACGAUUUACGGCGUGGUCACCUCGGCCGUGAACAAGCUCACUACAGUCGCCGAGGGCGUGACCCAUCUCGAGCAGACGUCGGGGAGGAGCAUCCAGCUGGCGGUGGACGCUGUGAGGGCGGUCGUGCAGGAGGCGGUGAGCUAUCGCGGCUCCACCCUCGAAUUCAUGAACACGCAGUGGCUGCCCACCGUGCAGGCCCUGCACUUGACGGCUACUGCUGCACAGGGUAGGCGACGGGAGGACGACCUCCUGCUGCUUCGAGGUGUGGCAGAUUCUCUCGGCCAGAACAUCAAAACAGUCGUGUCUGCCGAGGUGAAGGCCGCCAUGGAGGGCGAGGCGCAGCGGAUCGCCGCUGCCGUGACUGCGAAGGUCGUCCAAGAGCUUAGGGACGACCUGGUGAAGGCGGUCACCUCCGCGACCCAACAGGGCAUUGGCACCGCCGGGUUUAGCCUCCUCCCAACUGCUUUCGCGUCGGUGAUGCACGGCGGUCGCGCAACCGCCGAGGAGAGUGGGCCGGCCCCAAGGCAGUCGGGGAAAAGGGUCGCCGACGAAAAAUCCCUGACCGGCGACCAGACCAGCGGCUCUAAGCGAAGCAGAGGACCUGCGGUGAAACGCGGUGUGGGCGUGGAUCCUCCUGCCCCUCCGUAUGUUCGUAUCCCCGGCGUCCACGACUUGCUGAAAGAUGGACUUGGCGCGCGACCGAGCGAACAUUUUCGACAGGUCGACGUCGCGCUCGAGGAUCCUCAGUCGGUGGUCGGGAAGACCGGUGGGCAGCCCGUGGGGGACAAGCAGCCACAGGCCCCGACCGAUCCGCCGAGCGCACACGACGCGCCACCGAGCUGCGAGCAGGUGGUCGACCAAGGAGCAGAGGCAGCGAACGUCGCGGCGGCGACUGCAGGGCCGAGUGGGUCAACGGUGGAGGCGGCUGUGUGGAGAGCGGCGGAAGAGGCCGGCGGGGUGGACGAAGAGAUCCUCGCCAGCAUCGUGAUGCCGGACCCGGAAAUCGAGGUCAUGCGGGAGAAACUACAAGCAGCAGCUCCCACCGUGGGAGCGCAACAGGGUGCACCAGCCGCCUUGACUGCUCCUGCGGAGGACCAUAGCGCGGCUGGCGCCAAAUCUCCCCCGGCCACAACCGGUGAGGUCGGCGAUGGGAAGCAGAGGCGCAAGGGCAAGGACAAGGCGAAGGGCGGCCCGCCGAAGGUCGGCUCUUCCAAGGGGACGUCCAAAGCGGCCGCGCAGGGUCGGAAGGGUUCAGGCGUCCGCGUUGACCCUUCAACUGGGCUGGCCGUCUCGGAGAUGAAGUUAGGGAAAAAGAGCCGUUACAUCUGCCGGUCGAUGGACAAGUCCGAGGCCGCCUACUGCAUCGCUGUCGCCGUUUCGUCGUUCGACGGCUUCGUCAGCGACGUGGUUCUCGACGAGUUCGGUGGGGUCAAGGAGGAAGUGAUGGCGCAGUAUAAGGCGGACUGGAAUGUGGCGCGAUUGAUUCCGGGGGGCAUGUGGAUGGUCAUGUGGAGCCGAGGGGCGAACGUCUUCCGCGACAGGUUCCAACAGGUGGUCGCGGAAUACAACAGGAUAACCGGAGCCGACCGCGCAGCUCUCAUGUUGGCUCUUCGCCCGGCGGUGUGGUUCGGCGACCUUCCGGAGUCGACCGAGCCCGAGAAGGCCGCGAAGAAGAAGGUGGCGAGCGACAUGAUCGCACGCGUUUCGAUGUGUGCCGCCUUCGCACCGGUGGCCGCGAAAGUGUUGCCCAUUCCGGGCGUCGGGUCGGAGCGGUUGUCCGAGAUCCUCGCCGGUACUGCGGCCGCGGUGUGGUGUUUUUCGGAGACCAAUGCCACGGCGGAAGUAGCGGCCGGCGAAGGGGGGGCGGCAGCGACCGUGCGCGGAGCGUCCAACGAGUUCGCGAGUCGGUGCCGGACCGUCAUCGAGGCGGUGCUUAAGCGGGCGGCCUCCCGGGAGGUCGUCGUAGGGGAGGUCGCCGAAACGGUGACGAAGGACCUGCAGGCGGCUGUGCUGAGGUCGCUGCCUGAGGUCGGAGAGGAGCGCGAGCACGACGAGCUGAUCGCCCGUGUCAUGAUAGAGAACCUCGCCUUCUGGGGGGACUGCAAUGUCGGAGGCCCGAAGCUCAAGGCUCGCGGCGUCGAUUUGCCUAUCGACCCCCAGAUGAAGGUUAUCAUUCGGGACAGGGGGGCGAGGGGGCAGCAGCACAAAGGGAAGCAGGUUGCCGACGCCUAG